AUUAGAAGUGAUUUCACCACGGAGAGUCAGGGUGCCGGCAGGUGGCCAGGCGCUGGAGACUCGGGAAGCCAAGAUGAGCGCCCUCUUCACAGCAGUAGGGUUGCUGUUCCUGGGGAUGCUUCAAGCCUACCCAAAGGACCGACCACGCAAGACCACCUGUGCUGGAGAACUCAGCUACUAUACCAGGGACUGCUGCUACCAGUGCCCCUCAGGGUUGUCUCCAACACAGCCAUGCCCACAGGGUCCUGCCCACUGCUGGAAGCAGUGUGAUCCUGACUACUACAUCAAUGAAGACGGGAAGUGCACAGCCUGCGUGACCUGUUUGCCAGACCUUGUGGAGAAGGCGCCGUGUUCUAGGAACUCUCCUCGAAUCUGUGAGUGUCAGCCUGGCAUGCGCUGCUGCACGCCAGCCGUCAAUUCUUGCGCCCGUUGCGAACUCCACUGUUCUCAAGACGAGAUUGUCAAGUUCCCAGAAACAACAGAGAAGGACACUAUCUGUGAGCUGCCUUCCCCAGGAUCUGGCCCCAAUUGCUCCAAUCCAGAUGACUGCAAGACACUUACUAGCCAUGCCACUCCUCAGGCCACACCUACUCUAGAGUCCCCAGCCAAUGACAGUGUGAGGACCUUGCUGCCAAAGGGGGUCACCAACCUUGUGCACGAAGGUACUGCUGAGUUGGUCAAGGUUCCAGAGUCUUCCUCUUCCAAAGCAAGGGAGCCCAGUCCAGAUCCAGGUAAUGCAGAGAUGAAUAUGACCUUGGAACUUCCACUUACGGGGACACUCCCUGAUGUCAGCACCUCAGAAAACAAUGAGGAGCCUGCCAGUACCGCCUCCACCCUAAGCCUUUUGGUAGAUGCCUGGACCAGCAACAGGAUGCAGCCCACCUCUCCCUUGUCCACAGGAACACCAUUUCUGGAUCCAGGUCCAGUGCUCUUCUGGGUGGCCAUGGUGGUGCUGCUGGUUGGCUCCUGCUCCUUCCUCCUGUGUUACUGGAAAGCCUGUAGGAGGCAGAUCCAGCAGAAAUUUCACCUGGACUACCUAGUGCAGACAUUCCAGCCCAAGAUGGAACAGGCAGAUUCCUGUCCUACUGAAAAGCUAACUCAGCUGCAGAGAAAUGGAUCAGUGACAGAUCCCAGCACUGGACACAAGUUGAGCCCAGUGAGCCCUCCAGCUAUAGAGACGUGUGCUAGUGUUGGGGCCGCCUGCCUGGAGAACCUGCCACUGCUGGAUGAAAGCACAGCUGGGAAUCCUUUUUCUCCCAGGGAACCUCCAGAGCCCCGAGUAUCCACGGAACACACCAAUAACAGGAUUGAGAAAAUCUACAUCAUGAAGGCGGACACAGUGAUUGUGGGCUCGGUAAAAACUGAGGUCCCUGAGGGCCGGGCUCCAGCAGGUUCUACAGAGUCUGAGUUGGAAGCUGAAUUAGAAGUGGACCAUGCCCCCCAUUACCCGGAGCAGGAGACAGAACCACCUCUGGGUAGCUGCACUGAGGUCAUGUUCUCGGUGGAGGAAGGAGGAAAAGAGGACCAUGGGCCCACGACUGUCUCUGAGAAGUGACAGCCAAUGUUAGCUGGGGCUAGAGAACAGCUGAGUGCACCCUUGAGUUCAAAUUAGCACCUGGGAAGCUACUACAGCUUGAACUGAAGCCCCAGCAUCCAAGGUAGCCCAGAAUGAAGCCUUCAGCUGCUACCAAGAGGGUUGGCCCCUGGGCCCCAGCAGUGGGCACUACACCAUUAGGCUGGUGUCUAUUGGGGGAGAAGCAAUAUGCUGGUUCCAAGCCUCUUUGCUCACACCCCUGUACUCCACCUUCUCUCCUUGGAUCUUGAGUGAUGGCUUUACUGACGUGCUACCAGCCUCCAGCUGUAUAAAUGGCUCCCUGGAACAGAACCAAUACCUGUUGCUUCUACUUCUGAGGCAGAGGGAAGUUAAAGGAUGAAUGCUCGUCAUCACUGACACAAUGAUAGCCCAUACCCAUCACACAGGGAGGGCAAAAUGAGACCCUUUUGGCAUGGCCUCCCUGUUCUGUGGACUCCCACAGCAGCUGCAGGGACCACCAAGCACUGCUCAAGACUCUGCUUUGCCCAGGGACUUCCUGUCACACAGAGAUGGGAGAACUGUGGUCCUGGAGGUCAUUAACACUUUGUACUACUAUCUGUUCCACCUUGGAAAUGAAGAAGCAUUGUCCCUAAGCCACCAGGAUCAGGCCCAACACCUAGUUCCUGAAGCUCUAGCAGGUUGGAGCCCAUCUUUGAAGGCACUCUGCUUGUUCACACUGUUUACCCUGCGCCCACUGAGAGAAGGAAGGCAGUGCUGCUGAUGAACAUACCUGAAGUUCUGCUUUUAAUGUUUUGUUUUCCCUUUUGAGGUACUGAGAAUCGAAUCCAUGGCCUUGUGCAUGCCAGCCAAAUGUUGCAGGGCUGAUCAACCCCAGCCCAGCAUUUCAUACUAAGCACUAAAGCUGCUAUCACUCCCAGCCUGGUUCACUCCCUGACACCUGCAUCCUUUUAGAACAAACAAGCAGUCAACCGAAUGACACAUCUACUCUGUGGCAGCCUGGGGACUCUGGACUUACCCUUGGGCCAGGCAGGGAGAAUUCUGUUUACUCACUAGCUGUUUGCUGUCUGGAGGAAGUUGGGACCCUGUCAAGAAUCACGAGGGGAGUUUCUGAAACCGCCUGCAUCUAUGGGGAAAAGUCAAAGCAGCUGAGUACCACCAGAGGCGUUAUACCACAGUCUGGAUACUGGCCAGAAGGGAUGUGUGGGGACUGGAUAGUUGCUCAUUUGUCUUGUGCAAUGACACUGUGGAUAUGUGGGCAUACACAGUGACCCCAAAGCUAUGUCAUGAUAACCACAUGGAUGCCACACUUUUGGAAGAUAUUGCUCAACUUUUUCUAAGAUAGGAUCUUGUUCUGUAUCCUAGGAUAGAUUCAAACUUGAUAUGUAGCCCAGGCUGACCCUGAGCCUGUAACCCUCCUAUCUUAACUUCCUGAGGGAUGACAGGCUUGAGCCUCUAUGCCAAACUGCCACACAUUUCAGCAAAGUGACAUAUUCCCUUGCAAACUGGCCCUGCACACAAUUUUUGACCCUCUAAAAAAUCCCUAAAGGCUGGAAAAAAAAGGCUUUGUGAGGCUGAAAACUGAUCACAGAGAUGAGUAGUAGGAGGCCCUGAGCAUGAAGGCUGGCAUGGGUCUGGUCUAUCCUCCCCCCCGGGCAGGGCCUUUCUCUGUAUGAAUGGCACUCACAACCAAGGGCAGGAGCCUGUGACAAGCUGUGUAUCCUUUCUCUCCUUGUCCAUCCGGGCUGUCUCUUCUUCCUUGUUCAAGGCCUGUCCUCCAAGGAUGCUGGGAAUAAAGGGUCUCUGCUCACAA
Grammomys surdaster is the source of this 3365-nucleotide messenger RNA. It is a transcript of the gene Tnfrsf8, whose product is annotated as TNF receptor superfamily member 8. Gene Ontology annotation, molecular function: transmembrane signaling receptor activity; protein binding. NCBI's taxonomy places the organism in Eukaryota, Metazoa, Chordata, Mammalia, Rodentia, Muridae. Gene Ontology annotation, biological process: signal transduction. The record is from RefSeq and is a predicted model, not a curated record. The transcript has 13 exons. The coding region runs from base 74 to 1555 and encodes 493 amino acids.